UUCAACUGUGAAUCUGAGCAGCAGGGUGUACCAGUUAGCAGUAAUUCUGGAUUCCAUUAUGAACUGCAAUAUAGAGUAUAUCACUGUCCAUAAUGUACCAGCAUGGAGCACCACACAUAACAUCCUGAAACCAGAGUUUUCCACAAAUAGAUUGUAGGCUGUUUAAAUGUUUGGUCACCAAGACUAUAAUUUUAUUGCUUCCUCCCAACAGGACUGAAUGUGAGUGGACACAGCGUGAUCGCGCAUGCAGUCCAUUGAUCAUUACCAGCCUCCUGACACUCUGAACCCACCAUGGACUCAGGAAAGCAGCUAACAGGUACGCUGGCUCUGGCUGUGUUCACAGCAGCACUGGGGUCCCUGCAAUAUGGUUACAGUCUUGGAGUCAUCAACGCACCACAACAGGUCAUUCAAAAGCAUUAUGGCCGCUCCCUGGGGGUCUGGUCAGAGAGGAACGCUGUCCCUCCAGAAAACAGCACAGAAGAAGAGGAGUUACCAGACGUGGCACAUAACCCUGCUGUGGUCAUGUACUGGUCAUUGUCGGUGGCAAUCUUCUCCAUUGGUGGCAUGUUAUCCUCCUUCCUGGUGGGAUUUGUGGGAGACCUGAAAGGGAGGGUAAAAGGCAUGUUAAUGGUCAAUGUUCUGGCUAUAGCUGGUGGACUGCUGAUGGGUUUUUGCAAGAUGUGGAAACCUCAUAUAAUGGUCAUCUCAGGCCGUGCUGUUAUGGGUUUUUACUGCGGGUUGACAUCUGGACUGGUGCCAAUGUACAUUGGAGAGAUUGCACCCAAGGCUUACAGAGGGGCUCUGGGAACAUUACACCAGCUGGCUAUUGUCACUGGCAUCCUAAUCAGCCAGGUGAUAGGCUUGGACUUUGUGCUUGGUAACGAUGAUAUGUGGCCCCUGUUACUUGGUCUGUCUGGAGCUCCAGCAGUAUUACAAUCCCUUCUGUUACCUCUGUGCCCUGAGAGCCCGCGGUACCUUUAUAUUCAACUGGGCAAGGAUCAAGAGGCUAAAAAAAGUCUGUAUCGUCUAAAGGGGCGGUAUGAUGCAACUUCUGAUCUGGAGGAGAUGCGAAGGGAGAAAGAGGAAGCAGACAAGGAGGCCAGGGUCUCUAUCCUUUCUUUGAUCCGCUCCUCUGUGUACAGACAGCAGCUGUUUGUUGCCCUCAUGAUGCACCUCUCUCAACAGUUGUCUGGCAUCAAUGCAAUCUUUUAUUACUCUACGAGUAUCUUCUCUCGGGCCGGUGUUGCUCAGCCAGUCUACGCCACUAUAGGAGUUGGGGUCAUUAACACAGUCUUCACUCUGGUGUCUGUUGCACUGGUGGACAAGGCUGGCAGGCGUACUCUGACUCUCAUUGGUCUGGGAGGGAUGUGCUGCUGUGCAAUUGCCAUGACAGUGGGCCUCAAAUUCCAGUAUGAAUACUCCUGGAUGAGCUACAUCAGCAUGUCAGCGAUCUUCCUCUUUGUGAGUUUCUUUGAAAUUGGUCCUGGCCCUAUUCCGUGGUUCAUAGUGGCUGAACUUUUCAGCCAGGGACCUCGGCCUGCGGCCAUCGCUCUCGCUGGCUGCUGCAACUGGACCAGCAAUUUCAUCAUUGGCAUGACCUUUCAGUAUAUACAGGCUUGGCUGGAUUGUUAUGUGUUCAUCCUGUUUGCUGCGCUGCUUCUCGGUUUCACUGUGUUUGCUUAUCUUCGGGUCCCUGAGACCAAGGGCAAAACCUUUGAGGAGAUUGCUGCUGUUUUCCAGAAGGGAAGGAAAAAGCAGGCACAGAGCCCCAAAGACGAUACUGAACUGCAGCAGCUCAAAACAUCCACAGAUGCUUAAAACCAACAACUGAGUGUGUUUUGUUGUCUAUUUGUAUGUGUCUGUAACCUGUUAUCCUUGUAGUAUUACAAUGAUUUCUUGGUGAAUGAAGGACUAACCUAAGGUCGUUUACACACGAAAACAUUCCAUUUUUUCAGAAUGUUCAUAUGAGAGCUACACAAAAAUCACCAGUCUAGUGACAUCAUCAUCAUCAUGUUGCUGUUAUAUACAGUGGUGCUUACAUAUAAAAAAGUAAAGUUUUAUUGCAGUAUUAUAGUUCAUUUCACUUUGUGUAAAUAAAAAGGUGUUGCUUGUAUUGUUGAACCUACGGGUUAACCUUUUUAUCGAAGAGUAAGAUCCUUUACAUUUAACCAGACUCCACUGACAAAAACAGUAAUUUUACCUCACAGGACACAGGAGCUGCUCGAAUACCACUGCCUAGAUCAGUUAGUUUAUUUGUUAUUGUGUGGUACUUAUGUAAAGGAUCUGAGUACUCCUUCCACCACGGAGAGUCACACAAUAAUACAAACUAACUAUCUGAUCAAGACAACGGCAUUUCAGCAGCUCCCGUGUUUAGCGAGGUAAAAUUACUGUUUUGUCAGUGGGGUCUGGUAGCAAUGUAAAGCAGUGUUUCUGAUUUUAGAAAAGGAUCUUACUCUUUAAUAAAAAGGUCUAUUUCUGUAGAAAUCAUAUCCAUAAUGUUGUCAGAUACUUCUUCUGUCAGUGACAAACCCACAGACAAAUGCAGAGUUGGGUUACAUUGUAGAAGCUGUUGGCAACUGCACUUAAGUUACUGCUGGUUUACCACUAAGAUGCAUUGAAAAACAAGAAGUGCAGAAUUACAUCACUAUUCUCUCUCUUACAAUAAAAUCAUAGGUCCCCCUUCACCUAGAAAUGUAUUUUGUUUGUUGGUUUGUUGUUUGCUUCACUCAGUGUUUGAUCAUGAAUGUGCAUGUGUUUUGUUGUUGUUUGUUUUUUUGGUCACAAUAAAUCUGAGUCUGAGCGUAAUCUGAA
Lates calcarifer (barramundi perch) is the source of this 2811-nucleotide messenger RNA. RefSeq names its product solute carrier family 2 member 2 (gene slc2a2). Gene Ontology annotation, cellular component: membrane; brush border. NCBI's taxonomy places the organism in Eukaryota, Metazoa, Chordata, Actinopteri, Centropomidae. Gene Ontology annotation, molecular function: hexose transmembrane transporter activity. The record is from RefSeq and is a predicted model, not a curated record. Bases 292 to 1818 code for a protein of 508 amino acids. Gene Ontology annotation, biological process: monosaccharide transmembrane transport. The transcript has 13 exons.